AUGAUCUCCGGCGUCGAGCUCGGCGCCGUAUAUGCUGGCACCAAGUUGACUGCCACGUCGGCGUCAGGUAGGCAGGGUAUGUGGCAUCUCGGCGCCAUGAGAUGUGUGACCGUGGCGCUAUGCUACGCCCCUGCUCGUGGCGUCCGGAGCUGCGCUCCGGCCGACCGGAUCGCACUCUCUAGCUUCUCGAACAACCUCGACACGGCGAUCCACGGGUGGCCAGGCGCGGGUAACUACUCCGACGACUGCUGCCGGUGGCUCGGGGUUCGUUGCCGCCGGUUCGGAGCAUACGGCGGUGAGCUCCGGGUCGCCAGCCUGGACCUCGCCGGCCGGGGCCUCACCGGCGCCCUGCCAGGCACGCUGGCUCGCCUGGACGAGCUGCGCGUUCUCAACCUCUCCCGGAACUCGCUCCAUGGAGCCCUUCCGCCAGAGCUUCUUCAUAUGCCGCGCCUGGAGGUCCUGGACCUGAGCCAGAACAACCUCACCGGCGAACUCGGCGGCGAGGAGCCGGCGCCGCCGGGUGCCUCCGGGCUCGUGCACCUCGACGUCUCCCUCAACAGGCUAACAAGCCUGCGGAGCGGCGUGUUUCUCGGGCUUCCACGGAUGCGGAGGUUCUCUGCCGAGUCGAACCAGCUCACUGGAGCCCUGCCCGGCUCACUGUCGUCGUGCUCGGAGCUCGAGUACCUGAACAUGGCGAACAACUCCCUCCACGGCAAUCUUGGUUUGAAUUUGAACUUCUCACACCUAACGAGGCUCCGCGCCCUCCACCUCGGCUGGAACUGGCUGAGCGGCCACCUCCCGGCAAGCCUCUCGCGCUGCCGGGACCUCAGGGUGGUCAACCUUCGCCGCAACAACCUCUCCGGGCCGGUCCCGUCAGAUUUCCGGCUCCUGCAGGCGCAGUCCUUCUUCGACAUCGGCAUCAACAGCAUCACCGGUAUAGCGCCGGCGCUCCGGGCGCUCCAGGAGUGCCGUGCCCUCGCCGUCCUCAUCCUCACCACCAACUUCCAAGGCGAGGAGAUGCCUGGUGCCAGCGCCAUCCGCGGGUUCCCAAGCCUGCGGCUGCUCGGCAUCGCCAACUGCGCGCUCCGCGGCGCGGUGCCGCCGUGGCUGCGCGCCAGCGCCCGGCUGGGCGUGCUGGACCUGUCGUGGAACCGGCUGACCGGCCAGAUACCGCCGUGGCUCGGCAGCUUCGACUCGCUCUACCGGAUAGACCUCUCGAACAACGCGCUCGCCGGCGAGAUCCCGCACUCCCUGGCGCGUCUGAGAUCGCUCGCCGGCAGCGCCCUGGGCGCGUAGGUGUCCAUGUCCGAGUACGGCGUGCG
Panicum hallii is the source of this 1322-nucleotide messenger RNA. Its product is annotated as phytosulfokine receptor 1-like. Gene Ontology annotation, molecular function: protein binding. The record is from RefSeq and is a predicted model, not a curated record. Lineage: Eukaryota; Viridiplantae; Streptophyta; Magnoliopsida; Poales; Poaceae. The transcript is spliced from 2 exons. Bases 1 to 1296 code for a protein of 431 amino acids.